ACGUCCGGGCGCCACGAUUGCAGUGUUCGGUGUGCGGCCGGCCCGAGGAGGUACUAUGGAGGAAGGAAAAGAAAAGGCAGCAUCUUGCUCAAGUUAUGUGAUUGAGGAAAAUACGGAUAUUUGCAUGAGCAAUGUUUCAGACUUUCCUCUUCUGACUGAUGAACAGUUUGAUUUUGACCUUUCACUCUCUCCCGCAAGUGGAAGUGAAGAUGAAGUUUUUAUGGGACCUUUGGGACACAAGGAAAAAUGUAUUUCUGCCAAUAUUGAAGCACAAAGUGCUGAAAAAGAGAGUGCACUUGCUUCUGAUGAUAAACUCAUGUGGAGUCCACUUACAGGAGAGAAAUUCGUGGAAAUCUUCAAAGAAGCUCGUCUGUUAGCCCUGCAGAUAGAGACUGUAAGCAAGAAUGAGCAGACUAAAAUAAAACAAUCUGAAGAACUGGAAAACAAAAUUACAGAAACAUUUGUGGCGGACUCAAAGGCAAAAUUAAAAAUGCUGAGGAUCCAGAAUACAGAGGCAAGUCCCAGGGCUGUUAAAAGAGAGACAUACUGUGUGUGGGAAAGCCCAGCAUCUCAGCUGCCACCUUGUUUCCAGAAGGAAUCAGAUAAACUUUUGUCAGAUGCCGAAACAUACAUUCUUCAUACUCUUCCAGACAAAAGCCCUGUUAAAAUUCUUUUAUCUCCUACAAAAAUUGCCAGUUCACCUCUGACACAAACACAGAAAACUAAGGAAGGAAACAUGAAGGCAACUGGCAAACUGCCAAUGGCACAACUGUCAUGUACUCUUGGAAAAAGCAAUUUGUUGACUACUGAAGAGCCCAAACUAGGAAACCAUCCAAAUAUUUCUACAAAAGGAGACUUGAACAGCAUGGGAUCACCUGAAGAUCUAAUUUCUGAUAAAUCUAAUGCUUAUUCAGAGGUCUUUGAGUCUUCCUUCAGUGGCAGUUCCUCAGCACAAGACAAAAAAGCCCUUCCUGCAUCAAGUAAGCCUGGCUUAAAGAAGGUAACACAGCUGAAACUUCCUGGUGUCCGUCUCCCAAGAAAGAUUACAUCUUUGUCAUCAUUUUCCAGCAUAAACUCAAGUCUGAAUUCAAGUUUGCCUAUUUCUCCCAUAGGAAAAAAUGGAAAAUCAAGCAUGUCUUCAAAAGUUAGUGUGAGUGGCUCUAAGCUUUCAUCUAGUACAAACAGGUCAGCCUUUGUUCGACCUACCAAAGUGUCAUCUCUGCAGUCUGCCAAUGCUGAAACAUCCAGGAGCCAAGCAAGAUCAGUUAGUACUCCCAAAAUAUCUAGUGUUGUAAGCUUAGGUAAAUCUUCGGCUACUGCAACACCAUCUGAGGCUGUAGGCAGUGGAAUUCAGAGGCUGAGUUCUGCCCCCUGUCUGCAUAAUAAAGAUGGAAGUGCAACAAAAGGAAGCCUGUGUCCAAAGCCCAAGGCUAGAGCUUUGUCAGCUCCUACAAAUCAAACUAAGGUUCCAGUGAAGACUGGAGAUACACCAUCAAAGAGAUUAGCACCAAAGGCAGUACCAUCUAUUGGUUUACCAUUUUGUGGCACAUUUGGAAGUGCCAUGGCAGUGAGCACUCCUGUGAAAGCCUCUGAAGAUGGGUUCUUUCAGAAUGCUUGUUUCUCUGAGAGGUCUGUCUCCAUGACUCCUGCCAGUCUGAAACGGUCUGGCUUACCUACACCUGUUCGUCGUAUCUCAGGCUUUCCAGCAGUGACUCCUAGAUCUGCACCAAGAAUGGCAUUUUCUUCACAUGCUGCAUCUGUUUGCCAAAAUUCUAGCUUUUCUACCAAAAAGACUCUUAGAGCUGGUUCUAAACAGACAAAAGAGAGUAAGGCAUUGAUAUCUUCUUCAGAAGAUGAUACAUCUCCUCCACCUGUGUUACCUCUUGCACUUAACUUCUCACCAGAAAAAAAUGCUACAGAAGUAGUAGAAAACAAACUAAAAGAAGCUGAAGUACAAAAUCAAUUAGCUGAAGAGAAAAAAACUGAGGCCAUACUGGUAGAUAUUGGAGUAGACGCAUCUCUCCCACACACCUUGGAAUCUGAAAAUAGACCUCUGAUUGACCUUUCCAAUACUCCUGAAGUGAAUAAGAUUACUCCUCUAAAGCCCAUGUUCCCAGGGCAGGUGAAGCUAAUUGAUUUGAGUUCACCUCUUAUCACUCUGAGUCCUGAUGUGAACAAAGAAAACCUGGAUUCCCCGCUACUCAAGUUCUGAACUUGAGCCGAAAUGAAGAAUUCUUGCCAUCUGUGGUCUUCAAAGUGUUUAGGAAUUACUCUUUGCUCGUACAUGUUUUUUUUAAGAUGGCUAUAGAUUAUGUGAUAAACUGUGUUAACAUAAUAGAAUUCAAGCAGUCCUGAUGUAGUCUGUCUCAUUAAUGGUUCUGCUCAUGGAUGUGUUGCAAUGAAUGUGUUUAAACUGUUGCUCGAAGGCAAAAAAGAUACUCUUUCUACUGGAAGACUUUUUAUUUUCUGUGUGCAAUGAAGAUUUAAUU
This is a messenger RNA of Melopsittacus undulatus (budgerigar), 2489 nucleotides long. RefSeq names its product G2 and S-phase expressed 1 (gene GTSE1). Gene Ontology annotation, molecular function: microtubule binding. The record is from RefSeq and is a predicted model, not a curated record. NCBI's taxonomy places the organism in Eukaryota, Metazoa, Chordata, Aves, Psittaciformes, Psittaculidae. Gene Ontology annotation, cellular component: microtubule cytoskeleton; cytoplasmic microtubule. The coding region runs from base 56 to 2212 and encodes 718 amino acids. The transcript is spliced from 12 exons.